AUGAUGACGGGCAACCCCCGCCUCUUUGACUUCUCCUCAGAUGGACCCAUCCCCUACGUCAUGCGUCAGAAACUCACCUCGAUUCCCACCCCCUCGCCCGGCCUGUCACUUUCUGGCAAGACGGUCCUUGUGACUGGGGCCACGUCGGGCGUGGGGUACGAGGCGGCCCGACAGCUCGCCCGUCUGGGGGCCAAGCUGGUGAUGGGGGUGAGAAACCUGCAACGGGCCGAAGCCGUCAAGCAGGAGUUCCUUGGUGAGAUUCCGGAGGCAUCCAUCGAGGCUUACCAACUCGACAUGGAAUCGCUCGACUCGGUCGACCGGUUUGUGAAGAGGCUGAGCGCCGAAGCAACCACACUCGACAUCGCGCUCCUCAAUGCAGGUCUCUUCACGAGAGACGAGCGCCGCGUUGACGGUGGAUGGUCACACCUCAUGCAAGUUAAUUUCCGCAGCACUGCAUACCUAGCCCUUUGCCUGGUCCCACUCCUCCGGCCAAAGACCGACGCGGGCUCGCCAACCAGCGGUGCCCAACCGGGGCGCCUCGUCUUGGUGUCAUCGGAGGCCCACGCCUGGUCGACUUAUCAGAUUCCGACCCAGGGUGAUAUUCUCUCCGAGUUCCAGCAGGAUGGCGUCAGCGUCAGACCCGACUUUGAGUACUACGCCGCCAAGCUGUUCCUUGCGCUCUUCGGACGCGAGUUGGCAGCCCGACUCGACCCGGCUGAGUUGGAGGUGGUGACGACUACCCCGGGCUUUUGCGCCUCGGGCUUCUUCCCCGACGCGGCCAGCAUCCCUACGAGGCUGAUCUACUUGACUUCUGCCCGGUCCUUGAGCCAGGGAGGGCGUUUACACGUGCAUGCCGCCACAUGCGCCGGCUCCAGCCUCUCGGGCAAAUAUCUGCGGGACGGCCACGUCAAUAAACUUUCGCCAUAUGCGGAGUCCGAUCAAGGGAGACAGCUCCAGGCGCGUCUUUGGGGAGAAAUGACGAAGCUUUGCGCGAGCAGGGGCGUGGAGCUCGAUUCCGGUCUGAGGCAGGCAUGA
Hirsutella rhossiliensis is the source of this 1035-nucleotide messenger RNA. RefSeq names its product short chain dehydrogenase domain-containing protein. NCBI's taxonomy places the organism in Eukaryota, Fungi, Ascomycota, Sordariomycetes, Hypocreales, Ophiocordycipitaceae. Bases 1 to 1035 code for a protein of 344 amino acids. The transcript is spliced from 2 exons. The record is from RefSeq and is a predicted model, not a curated record.